AUGCAUAUCUUCAUUGGUGAAAUUACUGGAAGAUAUCUAUAUGUCACCUCCACAGGAAAUAAUUUCAGUCUCAUUUGUGAUCUCAAACAAUCCUUGCAUUCUAGAUUCACUAUCAAAGAUCUUGGGAAAGCCAAAUAUUUUUUAGGCAUUGAAAUUGCUAGAUCACAGCACGGAAUGAUUCUUUCUCAACAGCAAUUCAUCACUAAUAUAAUCUCAGACACUGGUUUAUCUACAGCCAAACCAGCACAAACUCCAUACAGUCAGGGCACCAAGUUAACAGCUAAUAUGGAUAAUUUACUUCCUGAUCCUGAACCUUUCAGAAAAUUGCUUGGUAGAUUACUUUACUUGUCACUCACAAGGCCUGACAUUUCCUUUGCUGUAUAG
Molecule: messenger RNA, 384 nt
Organism: Jatropha curcas
Lineage: Eukaryota; Viridiplantae; Streptophyta; Magnoliopsida; Malpighiales; Euphorbiaceae
Source: RefSeq, a predicted model, not a curated record